Gryllus bimaculatus (two-spotted cricket) is the source of this 467-nucleotide messenger RNA. Lineage: Eukaryota; Metazoa; Arthropoda; Insecta; Orthoptera; Gryllidae. The record is from the annotation of a GenBank genome assembly.
AAGCAGAACGCCAACGCGCACUACGCCUUCCAGGCGGACGUGGACGACCGCGUCAGCGACCUCACGCUGCACCGCCAGGAGGCGCGCGACGGGCUGGCCGUGUCAGGCUCCUUCGCCUACAGCGACGGCUACGUGCGCCGCCUCGUCAAGUACGUCGCCGACGAGAACGGCUACCGCGUCCUCAGUGACGAGGCGGAGCCGCUGGAGGGUCCGAAGGGCGACCCAGAGGGCGUAGCGUCGGUGCGCACCGUGGUAGAGGGCCAGGAGCUGAGCUACAGCGUCCAGAAUGACCCGCGCCCCGCUCCACGCGCCAAGGCCACGUGACACCCUCCGUGCCCCAGGGAGUGUACGAAUCACCGGCCUCAAGAACGAGAUGAGUUUACGAGCGUGAAUUGAAAGGGAGAGUAUACCAAAAUACUGUACAUAAAAAUAUUUAUAAAUAAUAAAGAACAUAUCGAACUAUCUCA